Molecule: messenger RNA, 1016 nt
Organism: Falco peregrinus (peregrine falcon)
Lineage: Eukaryota; Metazoa; Chordata; Aves; Falconiformes; Falconidae
Gene: CMPK2
Product: cytidine/uridine monophosphate kinase 2
Exons: 5
Coding region: 198-965 (255 amino acids)
Biological process (GO): dTDP biosynthetic process; dUDP biosynthetic process; dTTP biosynthetic process
Cellular component (GO): mitochondrion; cytoplasm
Molecular function (GO): dTMP kinase activity; ATP binding
Source: RefSeq, a predicted model, not a curated record
CCUUGCACGGAGCCAUUUCCCGCGGGGACCGCGCCCGUUCACCCCAGCGCCGCUGCGGCGGGGCGGGGGUGCCGCAGAAAGCCCUCCCCGCCCGGAGCGGCCCCUGCCUGCCGGGCCUUCCCCGGUAGCCAGGCUCUCUCCCUGCCGGCGGGGCUGGUUUCGUUUCCCUCCGGCUCCUCCUCCCGGCUACGGCAGCGAUGCUGCGGCGCUGCGCCCCGCUCCCGCCUGUCCCGCAGCCCCUGCGCCGCAUCCUGCCGUCCGCCGCCCCCGCCGUCCGGCAGCGCCUGCGGGAGUGCGCGGCGCGGAUCCCGGAGGCUGGAGCGCUGCUCGACCUGCUGGAGAAAUGCCCGGAGCGCCAGCAGAAGGGAGGUUUUCCCGUCGUAGUCUUUGAGGGGCUGGAUGCCACAGGCAAAACCACCGUAACCCAGUCAGUUAAGGACACCCUGAACGGCAUCCUGCUAAGGUCCCCACCAGAUUGCAUCAGCCAGUGGAGGACAGUGUUUGAUGAUGAGCCAGAGUCCAUUAAAAGAGCAUUUUAUGCUGCGGGCAACUACAUUCUUGCUUCAGAAAUAGCAAAAGCAUCCACUCAAGCACCUGUGAUCAUAGACAGAUACUGGCACAGCACAGCUGCCUACACAAUUGCCACUGAAAUAACUGGGGAAGUCCAGGGUCUUCCACCAGCUCAUGAUGAGGUAUACCAGUGGCCUGAAGAUCUGCUUAAACCUGAUCUUGUUCUUCUCCUGACCGUUGAUCCUGAAGAGCGAGUCCGGAGACUUCAGUGUCGGGGGCUGAAGAAAACAAAGGAGGAAGCUGAGCUGGAAACUAACAGUUUGUUUCGCCAAAGAGUUGAAGAGUCCUACAGAAGGAUGGUGAAUCCUGCAUGCCAAGAGGUUGAUGCCAGUGCCUCCAAGGAAGAGGUUCUCAAGACAGUACUACAACUAAUUAGUAAACACUGUGCUUUGUGAAAGCAAUUUCUUUGUUAUAACAGUUAAAAUACACUUUUUAGUGCACUUAAA